Messenger RNA from Lodderomyces margitis, 864 nucleotides. RefSeq lists its product as uncharacterized. The transcript has a single exon. The coding region runs from base 1 to 864 and encodes 287 amino acids. Lineage: Eukaryota; Fungi; Ascomycota; Pichiomycetes; Serinales; Debaryomycetaceae. Gene Ontology annotation, molecular function: nucleic acid binding. The record is from RefSeq and is a predicted model, not a curated record.
AUGAGAUGGGAAUAUGGAUGGUCAAAAGUAGGUGAAAAGGCAGUUCUUAGCGUUCCUGUAACCAGAGGUCUCAAUGUAUCAUUCUUAGGUGCCAUCUCUUCCAAAGGAUGUGUUGACUUGAAGGUGCCACUUACAGCUGAAACUGCUCCUAACAAGAAGAGAAAAGUUGAUUCCAACACUACGAUUUCGGAAAAGAAGGCAAGGGUUGGUACCACAGCUGAUCAUUUCUACUCAUUUGUCAAGUUUGUGCUUAAAGAAAUUGAAACAAACCAGGCACUUAAGGAAAUCAAGUAUUUGAUAGUUGACAACGCAGCCAUCCACAAACGUCGCGAUCUCGAGUUAUUGGUAGCACUGAGUGGAAUGGAACUAGUGUUUUUGCCUCCUUAUUCGCCAGCACUCAAUGCAAUUGAAGAGUUCUGGUCGGUGUGUAAGGCUAAAGUUAAGCAGUCAAAUUUAUCUAGAAAAGAACAGUUGACACCAAGAGUAAGAGAAGCGGCGGCAAAGAUAACCUUGGAGAGCUGUCAAGGGUUCUGUAGCUAUGCCAAUGACCACAUACAGUAUUGUUUAGAGCUGAGGUCUUCAUCGAGUGCUAAUCCUUGUUCCAAAACCAAUGAAUCAUCAUCACCAACGUGUAAUACUGCUGGUGUACUUUUCAAUGGUACCUCUGGCAGUGGUAGCACAAAGUUGACAGGCUCCUUUCCUGAACUUGGCACUAGCCUCUCUUCAAGCGUACUCUCUUUGGAAUUUUCAGAACUUGGAGCAUCUUCAUCUUCAUUGUCACAGUCAUCCCAAGGUGUAGCAAUUCGUUUCACUGAUAAUGUGACAAAACUAGGUUGGGAAAUGGUGUCAAAGCCAACUUUUUGA